Metarhizium robertsii ARSEF 23 is the source of this 3051-nucleotide messenger RNA. RefSeq names its product Fungal transcriptional regulatory protein. Gene Ontology annotation, cellular component: nucleus. The transcript is spliced from 3 exons. Lineage: Eukaryota; Fungi; Ascomycota; Sordariomycetes; Hypocreales; Clavicipitaceae. The record is from RefSeq and is a predicted model, not a curated record. Gene Ontology annotation, biological process: regulation of DNA-templated transcription; DNA-templated transcription. Gene Ontology annotation, molecular function: DNA-binding transcription factor activity, RNA polymerase II-specific; DNA binding; zinc ion binding. The coding region runs from base 1 to 3051 and encodes 1016 amino acids.
AUGAGUGGCUGGCCACCGCGUGGCGGGCCGCCGUGUUGCCGUCGGACACUUUUGAUCGGCGAAGGGAAGGGGAAAAUUCAAUUCGCUGCUUGUGCCACGAGACGCCUCGGCGCAGGCGUGUCGAAAGGCAUCCGGAACCAUGGCCGUGAGAGGGACGCAUUGAUGACGGCGCAAGACAUUGCUCAACCCGUGACGGGCGGCUGCGCCUGCGUCCUCAUCACCGCUGGCGUGCUUCGGGCCAUCGGCGUCUGCCCUGCUCACUCACAGAGCCACGCUGCCUUCACCGUAGUCAUUGAUUUGCUUUUCUGUGCUCUUCCUGCCGCCUGCCUGGAUCAUCUCAAACCGCCUUCGUUCUCUCAUGUUUCUCGACGGCACACCCGAGUCUGCUCAAGCCAAACCCAACACCAACGCGCCCGAAACAUCUCCGGCCUCAUCGUCCUCGCCUUCGCCUGUCGCUUCGGCCCCUCGCUUGCCUGCUCUCCAUGCUUGGUGUUUGCCAAUCCGCUCGCCACUUGUUCACUCUGGCCUCUCCCUUGGGGCCGUCUUGUGACGCUGCAUUUCUCUCAGGAUCCGGCGCCCGCUUCGGGUCGUCGCCCUCCAUCACCUUCUCCUGCUGCAUCCCACAUGUCCGCCAACGGGUUUGCCUCGCCAGUCAUGGAACUGGACCGAGACACCUCAACCUCCACGCCCACAACAUCUGCAAUACCCUUUGAGCCCCAUCAGUCCCAGUCCCAACCGCAGUCGGCUUCCCCGGCUCCGGAUCACACACAAUCCCACUCCAAGUCGGAAUCUCACGGUGCCUUCUCGCCCGGUCAGCGGCCCAAGAAGUCUUCGACGACAUGCUCAACUUGUCGCUUUCGCAAAGUCCGUUGUAACGGCCUUCGCCCAGUCUGUUCCAACUGCCAAAGGCUCGGGUUCCCUUGCUCCUAUGACGACUCUGAUGCCGAUAACUGGUCCCUGGCCUUGCCGCGUCGCAGAGUCAAGCAGGCAUGUCUGAGUUGCCAUAGUCGCAAGGCCCGAUGUUCCGGCCACAUGCCCGCUUGCGACCGAUGUCGCUCCCAGGGUAUCGAAUGCGUCUACCGCCCUGGGAAAAGAGCCAAGGGCACGGGUAGAGGCGGCUACGGCGAGGUUCGGAGCCCUCGUAGUCACGAUGGUGAUGACAAGGACAGGACAAAGGAUCGGGAUCAAGACAAACAUGAUGAUAGCGACACACCCGUCACUGAUCCGGCAAACACGCCAAGUACCUUUAACCACGAAAUUCCCAGCAUCGACGAGUCUUUUGAUUCUCUGACUAGUCGCACCUUUGACCAAUUCUUCCGCCAUGUUCACCAUAUCCCCAUGUACUCAUUCUUGCAUCGCGCAUCACUCAUGGAGCAAUACAACUCUGGCAAAGUCGACAAAGCACUCUUGUUAGCCCUCAUCGGCAUCACAUCGUGUUUGACGGAUAUGGGCGCUGGCGUGCGUGAGUACGGUGACCGUUGCAUUGAUCGCGCGGAACACCUCAUCUUUUCCGAUUACUCACGACCGUCGACAUUCAAAGUCCAGGCCCUAGUCUUCAUGAUCAAGCACAGAAUACUGUCCAACAAAUACCCUAGCGCCUUUAUGCUCCUGAGCAUGGCGUCUCGUUUCGCUGCAGCACUACGCCUGAACCACGCCAGCCCCAAUCUGUGCUUCUUGGCCCAGGAGUCUCGAAGACGGUUGAUGUGGUCACUAUACUGCAUCGACACUGGUAUUUCGGCGGGGUACCGGGAUUUUGCGUUGUGGCGAGCGGACAGAAUCUUUGUCAGCUUGCCUUGCAACGAACGAAAUUUCGAAUUCGAUCUGCCACAAGCCGCCGAAAUGCUUGACCCUGCAAGCAACGGCCCUGACAUACCGCCCCCGGAAGACGUUGGGAGUCUGGCACUCCAUAUCCGCAUCCUCCAUCUGCGCCAGAAGAUUAUCGAGUUCACCAAAGAUGUUCUCGUGGGCCGCACCAUCACCGAUACGUCAAGUCUGCAAGAUCCCGUCCUAGCAUUGCACAAACAACUAGACGACUUUGCCGGCCGACUCCCGUCUUCGUUUCAAUUCUCCGAAAGCUCUCUCCGGCUGCGAGCAUACUCUCCCAGGAUUUGUGUUUUUGUCAUGAUCCACGUCUGGUGGCAUCAAUGCCAUUGUGACCUAUAUCGCAUGACCAUGGCUGGAUUCAGGGAAGCCCUGCCCGAGGCCACAUUGCAAAAGUUGGACCCAUCGUUUCUCGCUCACUGCCAACGCCAGUGCGUAGAUCACUCCCUGGCCAUGGCCAGCAUAUUUUCUUCCAUGCAUAAACUCGGGGCCAGGCCUGUGGCAGACCUAGAUUUGGCCCUCUGCGCCUAUCAGUGUGCUCGCAUGCUAAAAUAUGCGUUCCACGGCGGUGCCCACAAGUUGGGGUUGACGGUCGAGGUGGUGACGGAAAAGGCCAAAGUUUGUCUGCAUACCAUCAAGCAGUGCUGCAUGGGUCCGGCGGCAGGGGCCAUUCGAUCUGACCUGGAACGACUGAUCAGCCAGGGUCUUGGGUCGGAAGUCUCCUCUCCCCAAGACACCAUGGUCGACUCCAACCGGACCAACAGCGCUGGCACCGAUGCCCCAUCCAGACAUCCCGUCCUUCGAAAUAUCGAGGUGACGGAGGAACCAAGCGUGAUAUCGACGACGCAGACAGUGGCAUGUCGCACCAACUCGCACCCUCCGGAACCCUUCAUCACUACGCCCGUAACAGCAGCCACCGCCAUGCCAAUGCAGACGUCGCUGUCCGCCCAGGAACUGGCCACCCCAAAUGCUUGGACUACCGCGCCAUCAUUCCCCAGCAUGGCAGCAGCUGUACAAGUCCACGCAGAGCCAGAGCCAAUGGAUUUGACAAACGCUUCCAAUAAGUCCGAUAUUGGUGCAGGCGAACUAAACAGUGCUUACGAGGGAGCGCUGGAACUUUUCGACCAAGACAACGGACUAGCUCACGCCAUGGGCGUCGAGUUGAGCCCUUGGAACUGGAGCAGUGAUUUGCAGUGGCCCGAUUUUCUGAGCAGCGGCGUGGGUGUGUGA